UACUAUUGAGCAAGGAAAAAGCGAGAGAGAGAGGUUGAGUUAGUAAAUGCAGUUUGCAGUCGAGUGUCAUGGAAUCACACUGGUAGCAGGGAUAAAGAAAACCUUUAAUUAACCAUUGAAUUAAGGAGAAAAAGAGAAUAUACACUACAGAGAGAAAAGAGAAGAGAGUCUGGUCUUUCAUCCUCUUAUCUGGGCAUCAGACGGAGGAGAGGAGAGGAAUCCAGAGAGAGGGGGAACGGAUGAUAACAUGGUGCUCAUUCCUGUUUAACACCAUACAGCCAGGAACAGACUGCAUCUGCAACAUACGGCCAGCGUCGUCAUUGGGACUGCUGCGUUACAUUCGGAUUGUGUAAAUGUGCCAGUGUGUGUGUAUCUAUGAGCUGAUAAUAGCAACCCUAUUGGUAUUCUGAGGAGGGGGCUCCAGGAUCUCUCUCUGCUCCUACCCAGGAUGGCAUCACAGAGACGGGAUUGUGCUCGCCUGUGGAGAGGCCACUGGAAUGGGGCUGAAACCUAGUGGAAUGAUCUCUACCUUUCUGAAUCCUUUCCUUGUCAGUCAGGAGUCACAGUUCCCACCAUGGGGAAUAAAGACAAACUGCUAGCAUCCAGCACCCCAAUACUGACCACAUCUCUACCCCUGCAGAGUGACCCCCCCACAAGGAGCCCAACCACCAGUGCUACAAUUGUUCCAGUGAGAGAUGUGUACAAUGCACUCUUCUGAUUACAACCGCAUCCAAUGGGAUUUAAUGAAACCUAGAGGUUUGGGGUGUUGAUGCCAGCGCCACAGCUUGUAGAGGAUCUUGAACUUCGGGGGACGUGUCUCUUUGGAAGGGAAUACUCAACUGUGACUCUCCUCCAGAAAACUACAUGAGAUUGUGGUACAUGUGUGGAUUUAUCGGCUGUACAUCCUGUCUAGAUUAUGGGACAUUACUCUGUUCACUUCAAAGUUCUGCGUCUGUUCCAGGCCGGUUCCUCAGCAGAACCAAGUAGUUGACAUUCCCCCCUUGGGAAUCCGCCUUCUGAUUUGUUUGGGGGCUUAUUUUUUAAAGGAACAAUUUCCCCUCCACUUUCCCUUUUUCUGGUCUUCCUCCUUUCCCCCACCUCUUCAUCCAGUGAGGAGGAAUAUAUUAUGAAACAAGUCUAUUCUUCCUGAUCCUCCCUUGGUGACAGAGAGAAAAGAGGGACAAACUGCCCUGAAUAGAUAACGAGGAAGGAGAGAGAGAACGGAGAAGAGAAGGAGAUAGGGAAACACAGAGAGAGAGAGAGAGAGAGAGAGAGAGAGAGAGAGAGAGAGAGAGAGAGAGAGAGAGAGAGAGAGAGAGAGAGAGAGAGAGAGAGAGAGAGAGAGAGAGAGAGAGAGAGAGAGAGAGAGAGAGAAUUAACUGAGAUUUGUCAGAAACCUUCCAGAGACUUCCUGCCCCAGCCUAAUUUAGUCUGUCUGUCUCUUAGUUCCGCUGGAAACUGAUUGGUUGGUCGCCUGGUUGCAGAGAAAGAGGCAGAAUUCUGACCGGGGGGUAGCUGAGCACUAGAGGAGGGUAAAAGGUCCCACUGUACACCCCUGGACCGGAACUGGAUUGCUCUUAAACAGACAGACAGACAGUAAACUGGGAGGCAUUAUAAACAAGCAUUACAAACAGACAGUCGUCAUUGUCAUUCCAGACUGUGUGUGUGUGUGUGAGAGAGAGAGAGAGAGAGAGAGAGAGAGAGAGAGAGAGAGAGAGAGAGAGAGAGAGAGAGAGAGAGAGAGAGAGAGAGAGAGAGAGAGAGAGAGAGAGAGAGAAAGAGUGAGAAAGAGUGAGAUAGGGGUAGAGAAGAGAGAAGCAGUCAGUCCUGUGUUGGGUUUGGUGCUGCCUGUCUGCCUGACGGGGACUGAGAGCGAGCGACGCAGCAAUUAGAGGAUCUGACUGCAUCCCCCUCAGCCUCAGCCUCCACUGGCAAGACUAGACAGAAACAAACAAACAAACAAACAAGUAGGGGGACUGCUACUAGAAGGGAAGGACAGGUUAGAUAGAGGUAGUGACAGCAAGAGUGAGAGAGAGGGAAGGAAAGAGAAAAGUAGACAGUGAAAAGGAGAGGGAUAGAGAACAGGUGUCUGAAAUCCUCUCCCUCUGCUUGUAAUUCUCUCUUCUGUUUCCCCUCUUCUUCUGGGAGAGGUAUUGGAUUUAGACAGCGGUACUCGGAGCCGUCGAGGCCUUCUGCCAGGGAAGGAAACGAGGGAAGGAGAGAGAGAAAGGGAAGGAGGGGGGCCCGUUUGGAUUGAAACAGACUCAUUUUUUCAACCCUCGUGUUUUAUUUGACGAAGAGGCUCCUUCCACGCCUAUAGCUCUACUGAGGAGAGGGGGAGAGAUAAAGACAGGGAAGAAGACAGCACAACACCUUUUCUUUUCCUCCUUCUGUCUUUUACGCUCUACUUUUGUUGAGGGUGUCUGAAGAUUUUUUUCUAUCCUCAUUUGUUGCUUUUUCUCCUCACCUCCAAAAGGAAUAUUGUUGCCCAGCUAUCACAGUCCAAGUACCGGAAUCUUCCGUCUUGUCCUCUCUCUCUCAGCCCCCCACCCCUACACGGAGACAAUCCGGAACGCUGUGGCAGCCCCACAAGUCCCCCCCCCCCAACAGUGGAUUCUAUCUCCAUGCCUGUCGAGGGCUGUGCUGACUGGCUACUACACACAUAUAUGGUACACCGCUUCUGAUAUCGUCUGACUCAUUCUGCCUUGGAGACAGAUGGAAAGGUGGCGAGCAGGCAGCCAGCAGACCGUUCUCCAUGAGGAGCAGUAGAAGAUGCCGGCUCUGCCAGCGCUGCUGCUGUCGAUACACUUCUCCUCCUUCCUGCUAGUUACCAUGGCACCACGCUCCGGAAGCCAGGCCGCCCUGCUCUCCUCCGUCCGGAUGGCUGCGAUCCUGGAUGACCAGUCAGUGUGUGGGCGUGGGGAGCGGCUGGCUCUGGCCCUGGCCAGGGAGAACAUCAACAGUGUGAUGGAGGGAGGGGCUAGAGCCCGUGUGGAGGUGGACAUAUUCGAACUGCAGAGGGACUCCCAGUAUGAGACCACUGACACCAUGUGCCAGAUUCUACCUAAAGGAGUGGUGUCUGUGAUAGGCCCUGCCAACAGCCCUGCUUCUGGCUCGACUGUCAGUCAUAUAUGCGGAGAGAAGGAGAUCCCUCAUGUAAAGAUAGGUCCAGAGGAGACUCCCAGGUUGCCCUACCUACGUUUUGCCUCGGUCAGUCUGUACCCUAGCAACGAGGACAUGAGCCUGGCCGUGGCAGCCAUCCUGCGAUCCUUCAGCUACCCCUCAGCCAGCCUGGUCUGCUCCAAGGCCGAGUGCCUUCUGCGAUUGGAGGAGCUAGUGCGGCGCUUCCUGAUCUCCAGGGAGACGCUGUCAAUCAGGAUGCUGGAUGACAGCCUGGAUCCCACCCCUCUGCUGAAGGAGAUACGAGACGACAAGGUGGCCACCAUCAUCAUCGACGCCAACGCCUCCAUCUCCUACCUCAUCCUCAAAAAGGCGUCAGAGUUGGGGAUGACAUCAGCGUUUUACAAGUACAUCCUCACCACCAUGGACUUCCCCCUGCUGAGGCUGGAUGACAUAGUCAAUGACCAGUCCAACAUCAUAGGGUUCUCCAUGUUCAACACCACCCAUCCAUUCUACCUGGAGUUCAUCAGGAGUCUCAACCUGUCCUGGAGGGAGGGCUGUGAUCUCAUCUACCCCGGGCCUGCGUUGUCGUCAGCGUUGAUGUUUGACGCGGUGCACGUUGUGGUGGGGGCGGUGAGGGAGCUCAACAGGAGUCAGGAGAUUGGAGUCAAACCUCUCAGCUGCACCUCUCCUCAGAUUUGGCAACACGGCACCAGCCUCAUGAACUACCUACGCAUGGUGGAGUAUGAUGGUCUGACAGGCCAUGUGGAGUUCAACAGUAAAGGACAGAGAACCAACUACACACUGAGGAUUCUAGAGAAACACCGCAGGCGUCACAGAGAGAUUGGUAUCUGGUACUCCAACAACACACUGGCUAUGAACGCCACCAGUCUGGACAUCAACGUCUCGGAAACACUGGCCAACAAGACCCUCAUCGUCACCACCAUAUUGGAGAGCCCCUAUGUGAUGCGUAAGGGGAACUACCAGGAGUACCAGAGGAAUGACCAGUAUGAGGGCUUCUGUGUGGACAUGUUGAGAGAGCUGGCAGACAUCUUGAAGUGCUCCUUCAGGAUUAAACUGGUGGAUGAUGGGCUGUAUGGAGCGCCUGAACCCAACGGGUCCUGGACUGGCAUGGUGGGAGAGCUCAUCAACAGGAAAGCAGACUUGGCAGUAGCAGGCUUUACCAUCACCUCUGAGAGGGAGAAAGUCAUAGACUUCUCCAAGCCCUUCAUGACACUAGGAAUCAGCAUCUUGUACAGAGUCCACCUGGGGAGGAAGCCGGGGUAUUUCUCCUUCCUGGACCCCUUCUCUCCGGCUGUUUGGCUCUUCAUGCUGCUCGCCUACCUGGCUGUCAGCUGUGUGCUCUUCCUGGCUGCAAGGUUAAGUCCCUAUGAGUGGUACAACCCCCACCCAUGUCUGCAGGGGCACAAGGACAUGCUGGAGAACCAGUACACACUAGGAAACAGCCUGUGGUUCCCUGUAGGAGGCUUCAUGCAGCAGGGCUCUGAGAUCAUGCCCCGUGCCCUGUCCACACGCUGCGUCUCAGGGGUCUGGUGGAUGUUUACUCUGAUCAUCAUCUCCUCCUACACGGCCAACCUGGCAGCCUUCCUGACCGUCCAGAGGAUGGAGGUGCCCAUCGAGUCUCCUGACGACCUGGCCGACCAGACCAACAUCGAGUAUGGCACUAUCCACGGGGGGAGCACCAUGACUUUCUUCAUGAACUCGCGCUACCAGACAUACCAGCGCAUGUGGAACUACAUGCACUCCAAGCAGCCCAGUGUGUUUGUGAAGAGCACGGAGGAGGGCAUUGCCCGCGUGGUCAACUCUAAAUAUGCCUUCCUCCUGGAGAGCACCAUGAAUGAGUAUUACCGCAAACUCAACUGUAAUCUCACCCAGAUUGGUGGUCUGCUGGACACCAAGGGCUACGGCAUCGGCAUGCCACUGGGCUCUCCGUUCAGAGAGGAGAUCACUAUGGCCAUCCUGCACCUGCAGGAGAACAACAGGCUGGAGAUCCUGAAGAGGAGGUGGUGGGAGGGAGGACAGUGCCCUAAAGAGGAGGAUCACAGAGCCAAGGGUCUGGGCAUGGAGAACAUUGGGGGUAUCUUCGUGGUGUUGAUCUGUGGCCUCAUCAUCGCUGUGUUCGUGGCCAUCAUGGAGUUUGUGUGGUCGACGCGCUGCUCUUCAGAGACAGACGAGGUACGCCCUCACUCCUGCCCUCGCCGACACCACAGACCCACCCCAGUGUCUGUCUGUCAGGAGAUGAUCACAGAGUUCCGAAACGCCGUCUCCUGUAAGAAGAGUUCCCGUUCCCGUCGUCGCCGCCCCCUGGGCAAAUCCGCGGCCCUCCGCCACCCCACCCGCAUCGCCCUGGGGACCCAGCGGCCACUCCGCCUCGUACGGGAGAUGCGCCUCAGCAACGGCAAGCUCUACAGUGGCUCGGGACCCCUGACUGGGGGAGCAGGGGGGCCAGGAGCGGGUGUAGGGGCUGGGGGAGGUCCCUCAGACAUGGGCCCUGGGCCUCAGCGACUCCUGGAGGACCCUCUGGGGGCAAACACCACCCCUCCUCACCCGCCCCAGCCACAGGUCCCCGUGGUGCUCCCUCGCAGCUGCACACACGUCAGGAUCUGCCAGGAGUGCAGGAGGAUCCAGAGCCUGAGGUCAGGGAUGGGGUCCACAAGGAUCCCCCCCUCAUCUGCACCCUUGCCACGCCUGCCCCCUCCUCCUCCCCCCUCCUCCUCCAACACAGACAGCGAGGGGGGAAGGGGGUCCAGCCCCCGGCGGCUCCCCCACAGCACCCCUGCACCCUGUCUACCCAUACCACCCCCACAGAGCAGCACCGACACAGACCUUCUGGGGAAGCAGGACUAAGACUGACGAUCUAGGAGGGCUUGGAGGGUAUAUGGGGGCAAGUUAAUGGUGACUUAACUGAUCUUUUGAGCUGCUCAGUGACACUAUUCUCUGACCCUCUGUACAUUGGCCUCCAGGAGGGAACUACAGGGAGAGAAGGAGGGAGAAAGAGAGAGAGAGAAUUAGAAGGCUCAAAGACGUUGUGAGAUGUGUGAUGAAGCAAUGGAAAGGAUAUAUUUGCACAGAUACCAAAAGACACACCCAUACAGAAGGAGAGAGAAGGAGAGACUUCCUUUGCUCUCCAGUGCGCUGCCCAGCUGGGUCUGAUGUUAGCCCAGUCUGUUCACACAACCAUGCUUUGCUGUGUUCUGGCUUUGUGGUUUACUUGAAGAUGGCUGCUCGGUUCUUAUCUUGACUUACCAGUGGACCAAUCAGGACUGAGCUACACUGGAUAAAGUAGUCUGGUAACUCAUAAUUUGAUGCCAGACCUACUGGUUUCUCUGUUGGUCUCUCACUGUUCUCCCCGCUCUCUCUCUCCAUCUCUCUAUCUUUCCCUUUCCAUGGUACCACAGACUCACCUAGAGCGUCCAGCUCUUCCUCUCUGGACAGUGACCACUGAAGGAGGAGUCCACAUCGAUCCUGGAGGACCUUUAAUCUAUAGAACAUACAACAACAGAAGACUUUAAAACUGACUCAGAGAAUUAUAUGAUUUUCCAGAUUUUUUUGUUGUUGUCUUUGUCGUUUGGUUACCAUUGUUCUAAGUGGAAGUUAAAGAAAAAUAAAGACUAUAUAUGUGACUAAUGUGGUGGAUCACGACACACUAUGAAGACAACACUCCCCUGAGGUUUACUGUGUGGAGUAGGUGUUUUGUUCCUCUGGGGACCCCGUAGCUGCUUUUGAAACGACUUUGAAAAAAGCAGAUUUGGCUGGAAAUUAGUUGUAACAAAGUCAGAUAUGCAUAAUAUAGUGUGUGUGUGUGUGCGUGUGUGCACGUGGGCAGAGGUCUGUCCUUACAGCAAGUGAGAGGAACAAAUGAUCAUACCAAGUAUAUGAUAAUCAGAGGCUUUGCAAUGUGAAAUGACUUCUUAUCCUGGAGAAUACUUGCCAAGCCUUUUCUCCUCUUUACCUCUGUUCAUAGCACAGAGAGAGAGGAAGAGAGGAUAGAGAGAAAAAUGAGAGAGCGAUGGAGAAAGAUAGAGGAGUAAGAGAAAAAAUAGGAAUGCAACAAUAAAGGAGGACUGUAUUAGAAUGAUAAAUCCCUAAUUGAACUACUUCCAUAAUGAGAUUUUUCCUGAUCUGGUAAUUCUGGGCAGCAUCUUGCUGGGGGCUUGGCUCUGCUGCCCGGAGGCUGGGACUAAAGCUUCCCUGCUCUACAUCACGUUGAACUGGCUGUUUGCAGCACAGACGCCUGCCAGAGCUCCACACAGAGCUCCGCACCACCCUGAGCCCUCUCAUUACAGCUUGUGGAGCUUUAGAUCUGGUAAUUAUUCCCCUUAAAUAACUAAUAGCCACACAAUGACUACGGAGGAGACUGAGGUCAUGGUUUAAUGUUCUAAAAGUAUGAUGGGGAAUAAUGUUACAGGGUUCAAGACUUUCUGAGGCUUUCUGCUGCCUCUCUCACACAUACACCACAGAUCAUCAUACACACACACUGACAGACAUAACCAUGUAACCUAAGAAAUACAUCAUUAUUUCUGUGUUCUUCUCUUGGACCCUCAUCAGUGAGCCAGACACACACAUCUGCAUAGGUCACCACUCUAGUCUCAACUCAAUGCAGUGAAACCAUUGGAUGGCCAUUCAUUGGCCUCCUUUCCUCAUCUCCUUUCCUACAUAACAAUUGAUCUUACAGGGAUAGACAGGUGAAAGCACUGGUGCAUCUCUAACCGGUCCUUUCAACUAUCAGUGGUGAAGAGGGAAAGGAGAUAAGAAAAGGAAGACCUUUGAGUGUUGGGACGCAUAACAAUGUC
Messenger RNA from Oncorhynchus gorbuscha (pink salmon), 7934 nucleotides. It is a transcript of the gene grik5, whose product is annotated as glutamate receptor, ionotropic, kainate 5. Gene Ontology annotation, cellular component: plasma membrane; kainate selective glutamate receptor complex; presynaptic membrane. Gene Ontology annotation, molecular function: kainate selective glutamate receptor activity; transmitter-gated monoatomic ion channel activity involved in regulation of postsynaptic membrane potential. Gene Ontology annotation, biological process: synaptic transmission, glutamatergic; monoatomic ion transport; modulation of chemical synaptic transmission. The record is from RefSeq and is a predicted model, not a curated record. The coding region runs from base 2773 to 5988 and encodes 1071 amino acids. The transcript is spliced from 23 exons. Lineage: Eukaryota; Metazoa; Chordata; Actinopteri; Salmoniformes; Salmonidae.